AUGGUGUUGAUCUUCGAAGAAACUCUUUCUGAAUUGUGUAAAGUGAAGUUCCCUGUUGUUUUACCUAGAGCGAACAUUUUUGAUGGCUGGGACGAAAAUGAUUCCAAUUUCCCGGUUCCUGAAAUUCUGAACAAGGAGGCUUUUGCUAAACGAAAGAUGAGUUUUGGAUUCCAUUUAUUCCAGGAGUACGACAGGGAAACUAACACCUUCCAUCCUCGAAUUGUUAUUAACCUGUGCGAAGAAUACGUCCGCCGACGACCUUCUGUUUCUCAUCACGCUGUUGAUGGAUGUUCAUACGGGACUCUGUCAUAUGAACCGAUGGUUAUUUAUCGCCGCUUUACCUAUUUGCGUGUGAAGACUGCUGACAAGUCCUAUAGUUUUACAUGUGAUUACCAAAAGGUCGUCUAUCCUUAUCUGGAUGACAUCUUUUUUAAUUUCACAUUGCUUCGCGAUGAUGCUUUUACGAUGACUUCUGUGUACCUCUUUUACGGGGAAGUCUUUGCUAGAAGUCUGCUCGAGCGAAAUCCGGAGUAUCAGAAAGACAAUCAAGCUGACACGGACAAAAUAAACAGGCGCGUUGUAUCUUUGGUAAGAAUCGCUGGACUAAAAAAGGAAGACUACGACUUGGUCCAGAUGUGCGACACUCGAUUGCUGAUUCUCAGACAACUUGCACGAAAAUUCUUUCGUACCUACGCGUUCUCGAACUACUUUGGACCGAUAAGCUCGUUUGUUCGUUUUGCGCAUCGUAUUGAAACUAUCUGCUUGGAACGUGAAAUAAUCAACGAUGAUCAAAAUCGGUUUUUGGGAUUCUCUCGCCAUGCGCUUCGUCCGCAACUGCAUCAACCAGAAGACUUCGAUUAUGCCAUCUUCAAUCUUGUGAGAAGAUAUCAAGAGGAGCAGAAAAUCAUUUUGGAAAGUGAGAAGAAAGAAGAAAACGAGCAGGCUGCUACUUCAUCCACCGCCAUUGGCGAAGACAAUUCUUCUUGA
This is a messenger RNA of Oikopleura dioica, 987 nucleotides long. The record is from the annotation of a GenBank genome assembly. Lineage: Eukaryota; Metazoa; Chordata; Appendicularia; Copelata; Oikopleuridae.